Molecule: messenger RNA, 5095 nt
Organism: Glossina fuscipes
Lineage: Eukaryota; Metazoa; Arthropoda; Insecta; Diptera; Glossinidae
Gene: disco-r
Exons: 2
Coding region: 515-4759 (1414 amino acids)
Biological process (GO): regulation of DNA-templated transcription
Cellular component (GO): nucleus
Source: RefSeq, a predicted model, not a curated record
UUUUUUUUUUUUUUAUACUAAGCCGUUCAUAUCAAGGAAAACAUUCAUAAGUCACAAAGUAAUUACAUUAAAUUACAAAAACAAUUGCCUAAAAGUAGUUAAAGAAAAGAGAAACACUUUUUGUGUACACUUCAUCAUUAUCACCAUCAUCAUGUUAAUAAUGAUGCUUGCGGUAAAAAAAACAAAAAAAACAAAAAAAAAAGAAAGAAAUUGUUGUUGGCGUUUACGAUUUAACAGUAAAAUCGUGAAAAAUGAAAUUGAAAACGAUUACCGAAUUUCAAGCAAGAAAUUGUUAUAACAAUUGCUGUUCUUGCUAUUGUUGUUAUUAAGCGUCCCAUAACGAUUCAGGCAGUAAUCGUUGAAAUUUAUCAUCUCUCAAUAACGAUAGCGAACAAGAUGUUGAAUCUGCAAUGCAACUCAACAGCAAAUUUUAAACUCAACCUGCAACAAAAACAACGAAAACUUCUAGUCUCACAACAUACAAUUGCCUGCAGCAAUAUCUAUAAGCAUCUUAAUGAAUAUUAAUCAGGAUAACAGUCAACAGCCACCGCAACAAAGGAACGGUUUCCAAUCAUAUUUACCAGCAGUACAUCCAGCACUUCACUCCAAUCGUAAUCUAUCGUUACCGCCACCCUUGCAUCGUUUACCUGAUUUCGAGUUGGAAUAUUUGAAGAAAGCUCACGCGCAUGCUCAAGCUCAAGCAGCCGCAAUUGCUUACGGCUACGAACAGCAGCAAGUGCAACAACAACAUCAGCUAGCACGGCGACGUUCACAUAUAGAGCACGAAUUAGCGGCUGCAAAAUUCGCAAACGUUUAUGAAAGCCAUUCUUUGACUGCAAGCCAACACAAUACUUUGCCGUCGCCGUCGAUGGUUAUGUCACCGAGUCGGCGGCCAUCGCCACCACGUGGAGCUGCUCAUCCCAUGAAUAUGCAUUUGAGUGCUAUGGCUCAUGCCCAAAUUCAAUUUCAAACUCAAUUGCAGCAAAAAUUGUCUGCAGCUGCUGCGGGUCCAACGGUAAUAAAUACUAACACCAAUAACGCGAUCAAUCUUCCGCCACCGGGGCAUCUAACCAAUUAUUUUCGCAAUCCCGCCUCACCAGCUAAUUGCGGGUUAGCAACCACACCCGGAGCGUCAGGACCCCCGCCACCCCCUCUUACUUCCGCCCCAACAUCCAACUCUAGUGCUUUAUGUAAUACUAAUUCUAACGCCCUGCAAACUUCAACGUCGACCACACAGUCUCAAAAUCCACUGAACCAUUUACAGAAUAUGCAACCAUUUGAUUUUCGUAAAAUUAAUUCUGCAGCUUUAGGUGCUUUUCCUGGGUUACCUCCACCGGGUGCUGCCCGCCUUAGCCCCAACGAUUUGGCUCAUCAUCAGCACCUACAGCAGCAAGCUGCUCAACAGGCGGCUAUGCUGGCACAAGCAAGGAGGCGCAUCAACGAAGCUACUACACCUUCCGAAAAAAGUGCAGCGGCAGCAGCCGCUGCAGCCGCUGCGGCUCAAAGCAAUCAAUUCUUUAAUGCUAUGGCCAUGUCAGGGCAUCCAUUGCCCUUUCAUUUACCACCACCACCUCCUCUUCCUCAUGUACAUCCACCACCGCCACCAAGCACUAUGGCCAAUGCUACUUCGCCUUCGUCAAGUCUGCCUUCGGGUCUGACAAGCAAUCAGGUAGCAGCUAUAGCAGCUGCUGCUGCCGCUUCUGGUAAUCCUAUGCCUCAUAGCUUUUUGGCCUCUCAUUUUUCUGGCAUAAAUAAUGCUUUAACUUUGGGCAAAUCGGCUCUGCGCUCUAAAACACCGGAACAUGAUAAAUCAAAAAGUUCUGAGGCCGAUAAUUUGCGAGAAACAUCUACUUCCCGUCUUACACCACCAACACGUAGUACUUCACAAACUUCCCUACAUGGUGCUUCCACAAAUCAACAACAAUCUUCGUCUUCGAAUUGCGUAAACUCAACCUCGAACAAUUACCAAAGUUCUAGAAAUCUUAGAGAAAGUAGUCACCCACCACGUUCUUCCCUUCAACAUGAUUCUUCGCCCGGUGCUCAAACCCAGAGACUAUCACGACUAACUACGAGUGCUGGUGGAAUGCGACCAGGUCGUAAAAACCAUUCACCUGGUAAACGCCAAUGGGGUUCGAUACCUGCUAAUUUAGGUACACAAUUUAUAAAUCCAGUCACCGGUAAAAAACGAGUUCAAUGCAAUGUUUGCCUCAAAACUUUCUGUGACAAGGGGGCUUUAAAAAUUCACUUUUCGGCAGUUCAUUUACGAGAAAUGCAUAAAUGUACGGUGGAUGGGUGCAAUAUGAUGUUUAGCUCUCGGCGUUCUAGGAAUCGUCACAGUGCAAAUCCCAAUCCUAAACUACACUCACCGCAUUUGCGACGAAAAAUUUCGCCACAUGAUGGUCGUAGUGCCCAGCCACAUCCUAUUUUAUUGCAAACACCAAAUGGUCUUAUGCCUGGACUCAAUCCAUUUGGUACAUUCCCCAUGUUGACACCUCCCCCGGAUAUGCGUCAUCAUUCAAUGGGUAGUUUAGGUGAACCGAAACAUAGUCAGGACUUCAUGCAUAGAGCUUAUAUGGAGAGUUCUAUUAUGGGACGUUACGAAAGCAGACAUAUAUCAGGCUCAGAAGGAAUGAUUGAAGAGGACGAAGAUGAGGAGGGCUUGGAUGGUGGUAUACACAUCGGUGAUAUUGAUGACGAUGACGACGACGACGAAGGGGAAGGCAUUGUAGUGGUAGGUGACGAAGGCGAUAGCAUGCUGGAUAAAACAAACUCGGAAGACUUCAACGUUGAAGACCAUGUAAUCGAAGAAACCAACUCUACGCUGGAAGAUAGCAGCCGUGAUAAUUUGGAUCGUCUCAGUAACUCCAAGACCCCUACGCAUCAUAAUCAUAAAGCCAAAGAUCAAUUUAGUAGUACUACGGAUAAUGCAAAACAAGAUGAGGACGAAGAUGGACGCAGUACGACCGGGAAGCAUAGUACUGAAAGCAAUGAUGACACUUUAAGCGUUGCUGAUUCUUGCGACGUGCGCGAAGAAUACGACACUUCAUCAACAAGCUUAGUUGUGAAUAUAACAUCGAAUAGUGCUACAAUGCCGUCGGGAUCUUCGUCAUCAAAACGUAAACGCAAAAGCCAAAAUCCUGUACGCUGUGCUGUACAAUCUAAUGAAGCUUCCUGUGAUAAUUCUGUAGAUUCUGAAAUGGCUGCCGAUUUAUCUUUAAGAACAAGGGAAAGAGAAAAUCAAGAAAAAGAGAAUUCUUCAACCCUAGAUUUAAGGAAACGAUGUCGUUAUCCAGAAGAACCCGCCAAAGAAGAAUCUCAACCUGAAACUAAUGCCACAGAAGCUGAACAAGCCAAAGUACUGCCCUCACCGCCGCUAACACCGUCAACGUCAGCUAGCGAAACUGUUAAACAAUCUACCAUAAUUAGUGCUCCAGUCAAAAUGGAACCCAAAGAGAAUUUAGAAGAGGAAAGAUCAAAUAAAGCAAAUAACGAAAAAGAAAAAGAAAAAUUCUUGGACUUAUCAUCGAAUCCAAAAAGUGAGCUUUUAGUAGGCACUGAAGCAGAACAACAACAAAAUGGUAAAGAAACUUUGUUAAUGCCGACAAUUAAACAAGAGCCUAAAGAUGACCUGCUGCUAGACAACUCAAUACAAGUUACACAAAAUACUUGCAAUACUGAAGACAUAGAACAAGAGGAGAAUCGUUACUUGCGCAUUAAGAAAGAAAUAUUGGAAGAUAGUUUUCGAUUGAACAUAUCAACCGAAGAGGACUAUGAAAACGCUAACAACAACAAUAAUAAUAUUCUUCCAGAGAACUUGACUGUAAAAAGCAGCAGCGCUGACCCAGUAGAGUCUAGGAAAGCUCAGCCUUCCGAACUAGAGGAACACAAUGGUGUAGAAUUUACAAACGAUGAAGGAGAAGUACCAAUUGACAAAGAAAAUCCUUUACGCUGUACAGCGUGUGGUGAUGUUUUUCAAAAUCAUUUUCAUUUAAAAACUCACUAUCAAUGCGAACAUUUAAAACUACACCACAAAUGUAAUAUCGACGGUUGUAAUGCGGCUUUUCCUUCGAAACGAAGCCGCGAUCGUCAUAGUUCGAAUUUAAAUUUACAUCGAAAACUGCUAUCAACUGGCGAUAAUCAUACGGUAGAUCAUUUGCCAGAGCCAAUUGGCGUAAUGAGUGGAAAGAGUUUUGUGAACAGCAAUCCAGGUAGUAUAACCAGCACUUUGCAAGCUGAGUUUUUAGCACGACUUUAUGCGGGCGCAGCUCAUGGCUUACCUCCUUUAAAUUUCGAGGCUCUAAAGCAUUUCCCGCCAGCUAAUGCCACAUUAACGGGCUUUCCUGAUGCCGCCUCCACAUUUUUAAACGAUCCGCGCUUUAUGCUACAACAACCGGGCAACCCCUUGAUUUUUCCAGGUCUUCCGGGUUUGGCGGCUUUCCCACAUCUUUCACCGCAUCUCUUAAAUGCCGCACAGUUUAAUGGUUUAAAUCCCUUUUGUCGACGACCUUCAUCCGAUUCUCAUUCCCCACACUCUGCUACACCGCCAAUAGGAGCCCCAAGAUCACCGUUAAUGAUCGGUAACAAAGUCGCUGCAAGCACAAUUUAUACUCAUCAAGAACCCGAUCAACGCAACACAUCAUCAUCGCCUUCAUCGUCCAUGGGCACAAGUGAAGGAACAUCACAUCCUCUGUACGGUGGUAGCACAAAUAGUUCCUCCUCUGUUCAUAACACAACCCAUAUACCCGAUCGCAUUUCAUGACCUUCCUCCUCCCAUCACUACGUAACAGCAACCGUAGCGACUCAGCGUUUUAUAAACUUCAAUGAAAUGAUGGCUUACCGACAGUAGUAUUAGAACUAAGUCUUUUGUUUAUUCACGUAAUUCUGAGCAAAAAAAAAAAAAAAAAAUCGAAAGGUGCAAUAAUUUGUCCCGAACAUAUGAAUAGAAGAACGUAGCGCGCGAAACAGAAUACUUAAAAACUUUUGUUUAGAGUUAUACGCUACGCUCUGUUAACUUCUCUCUUGAUGUAAACGCUCACGACUGUAUGUAUAAUUGAAUGUCGACAGGUCAUAAAAGAUAUAUUGAAAAAAAUGUUUA